AUGGGUGCUAAUGAAGACCUUUUGGUCAACUCCCCGGACUCAAUACGACAGCGGCUUUGUGAGUGCGGAAUGGAGGAAGCGAUUUUGAAACGGCAUCCCCCUACGGCAACUCACCAACGAAAUGAAAGCAACGUUCCCAUUGACGGAAUCUUUACCACCUCAAGUGUUCCGGUUCUGGCUGGUGGCUACUACACAUUCGGUGAAUUUGUUGAAGCAGACCACAGGGCACUAUGGAUCAACAUCGACUUGAACACGGCUUUGGGCAAUUUCACACCCCAGGGGUCUACCUUUAAACCUCGGAAGCUCACCCUUUUGGAUAAGCGGUCGGUCAAACGCUAUCUUCAACUGGUGCACUUGGGAUACGAGGAGUAUGACAUCCCGUCCUGUCUCACCAAGCUCAAUCAGCGCAUUGAAUCCAAUGGAUGA
Messenger RNA from Cylindrotheca closterium, 426 nucleotides. The record is from the annotation of a GenBank genome assembly. NCBI's taxonomy places the organism in Eukaryota, Bacillariophyta, Bacillariophyceae, Bacillariales, Bacillariaceae.